UGCAGACUCAGCACCUUUUGGAGACCGAUAUAAACCGCCUCCUCCAGCCUUUUCACCCUCUUCUGUGUGAGGACGCAGUCUGCAGAGCCGUGAGUCGGGUCCAGCCUAUACAACAACAACAACAACAACAGCAACAGCAACAGCAAACAUGACCACCGCACAGCCCAUCUUCUCCAAGGGGGGGACCUGCAAGGCCACCUGGCACGACGCGAACGCCGGAUACAACGAGGCCGACACCCACCUGGAGAUCAUGGGCAAGCCGGUGAUGGAGCGCUGGGAGACCCCCUACAUGCACUCCCUCGCGACCGUGGCUGCCUCCAAAGGCGGUCGGGUUCUGGAGAAUGGUUUCGGCAUGGCCAUUGCUGCCACCAAAGUUGAGUCUUUCCCCAUCGAGGAGCACUGGAUCGUUGAGUGCAACGACGGCGUCUUCGCUCGGCUGGAGAACUGGGCUAAGUCUCAGGUCGUCCCUUUGAAGGGCCUCUGGGAGGAGGUUGUUCCCACACUGCCUGACAACCACUUCGAUGGUAUCUUGUAUGACACAUACCCGCUGUCUGAGGCUUGGCACACCCAGUUCGACUUCAUCAAGGGUCACGCUCACAGGCUGCUGAAACCUGGCGGCGUCCUCACCUACUGCAACCUGACCUCAUGCGAGCUGCUCAAGACCAAAUACGACAACAUUGAGAAAAUGUUUGAGGAGACCCAGGUGCCUCACCUGCUCCAAGCUGGCUUCAAGAAGGAGAAGAUCAGCACCACCACCAUGGACAUCGCUCCGCCCAGCGAAUGCAAAUACUAUUCCUUCAAGAAAAUGAUCACUCCCACUAUCGUUAAACAGUAAUUCCCAAAACACUGCUGAAACCUUUUUUACACUGACGUGCCUUUUCUCUCCUCUCAGUAUGUUAGUAUACACUGCCAUAUUCCAAUAA
Molecule: messenger RNA, 923 nt
Organism: Salarias fasciatus (jewelled blenny)
Lineage: Eukaryota; Metazoa; Chordata; Actinopteri; Blenniiformes; Blenniidae
Gene: gamt
Product: guanidinoacetate N-methyltransferase
Biological process (GO): creatine biosynthetic process
Cellular component (GO): nucleus; cytoplasm
Molecular function (GO): guanidinoacetate N-methyltransferase activity
Source: RefSeq, a predicted model, not a curated record